AGGUUCUAUCAAUUGAGGUCCAAACUGCCUCCCGGUCCAAAUCCGUGGCCAAUCAUCGGCAAUAUAUUACUAUUCAAAAGGAAAGAUCAUUGGGAUGUUGUGUUGAGAGAAGUGGCCAAACAAUACGGCCCGACAUUCACUUUCUGGCUCUUCAAUAGACCACUAGUGGUCGUGACGGACAUCGAGACGGCCAGAGAGGCCUUCAGGAAGAAUGACUUCGCCGGUAGAGACAUGUCAUACACCGCGAGGCAAUUUUCAAAUGAAAAACAAUCGGACAUAAUAUUUGCCGAUUACGGGCACCGAUGGGAGGCGUUGAGACGAGUGGCACAUUCGGCCGUACACAAAUAUUCAACGAAUGAAAGACUGGUUUCUGUGGCCACCGAUUCAGUCGAUCGUACGGUUAAACAGAUGUUAGAGAGGGAAGGAGUGGGCAAUGGUUUUGAUCCCAAGACAUAUAUCUAUUUAAUGUUUCUCAACAUAUUGGCCACCAGUGCUUUUGGCAUUAGUUACGACUUUGAAGACCGAGAAUUCAAAUUUAUUAAAUAUUUAUUGAAAGAUUUCCCGAAACAAGUGGGCUCUCGAGCCUUCUUAUGGGAAUUCUCGUCAAUAAUACGAUUUUUAGACCGAAAAAUGGUUCACAAAAACGAUAGACUGACCAAAAAAUUCAUUGAUUUAAUUAAAAAUAAGUUUACAAAACAUUACGACGACUAUAACGAG
Messenger RNA from Medioppia subpectinata, 717 nucleotides. Lineage: Eukaryota; Metazoa; Arthropoda; Arachnida; Sarcoptiformes; Oppiidae. The record is from the annotation of a GenBank genome assembly.